CUUCACCACUACGGGUCUCCAGCAGCUAAAAGCUCCUCGCUGCACUCCGAUCACAUCUUAAUUUGCUCAGUCGCAGCCACUACUUCCUUCGCUCGCCGUCGAAAAUGGUUGCGUCGACCACGUGUUUCUCUGUCAUGCUGGCCACGGCCAUGCUCGCUGCGAACGUCUACGCCCACGGAUACAUGUCGGAUCCGGCGGUGACUUUCCUCACCACGAACGAUCCGACGCAGUUCAUUGCCACAAUCGAAUCGUCCGCCUCGGGGCUCACCGGAACCUUCAACGGUGCUCCGGCCGACAACACGGCCGCGUUCACGAAGGCGUUCGAGUCCAGCAGCUUCUCGUCACUCAAGGAGCUCAUCAAUGAAAAGGCCACGCUGACGGUCUCCGAUGCUACGCUCACUUGUGGCUCGUGCGAUCCCGAUGAGACGGCCCAGCCUUUGCCGGACACGUACGUGGAAUGGGCGCACUCCGACUCAGAGGGUUUUACCGCUUCCCAUGAAGGCCCGUGCGAGAUCUGGUGCGAUGAUGUGCGUGUUUUCCAGGGUGACGACUGCGCAGCCGACUACACCACCGCUCCGGCUAAGCUGCCGUACGACCACGACGCGUGUCUUGGUAGCAGCGUACUCACCUUCUACUGGCUUGCGCUGCACUCGUCAACCUGGCAGGUGUAUGUGAACUGCGCGCCGCUCGAGAGCACCACGUCGACGGGCGCGACCUCCAAAUACGCCGUGUCAGGUGCUAGCACCGGCACCAGCACCAGCACGACCACGUCGUCCGUGUCAUCGACUGCCGGUUCUGCAGCCGCCUCGAACUCCAGCUCGCUGGAAUUCCAGACCAACUACGCGACGUCCAGCUCUGCGUUCACCUCGACCGAAACGUCCACUACGACGACUACUACUGCGCCGACUGCGUCUACGACGCCGACCGCCACAACGAGUGCUCCCACCACCGAUACGACCAAAUGCACCGUUCGACGUCGCCGCAACUAAGCAGCGUUUGGCGGUCUAGUAAGCGUUUCGUGUGCGUUGUUAGCAACCGGCGGAUACCACCGCCAACCUGUAGCGUUUAGACUUUUGGUGUAAGCCUGAGAGGCAGAUGCAAAUACAGAAAGCGUUUGUCGUACGUUUAACCUUGGAUACAGAUACGACUAAAUAAGCAGUCAGAGUAUCACUUUACACCCAUUUAUUAACUCGUUCCGACGAUCUCGGCACAAACUCUUAUCACGAAACCUGGUGUUGUACAUGACUUCAAA
Phytophthora nicotianae INRA-310 is the source of this 1252-nucleotide messenger RNA. RefSeq lists its product as hypothetical. NCBI's taxonomy places the organism in Eukaryota, Oomycota, Peronosporomycetes, Peronosporales, Peronosporaceae. The record is from RefSeq and is a predicted model, not a curated record. The transcript has a single exon. The coding region runs from base 105 to 989 and encodes 294 amino acids.